CACUUCUACUGUGAAUAGACAGCUGUUGCGGCGUGUUGGCUCUUCCACUUUCUAUACAUAAGAUAUUUUGCUUCUUCCUUCAUUCGCUGGACGAUUGUGUAGGCCUGCACGUGUAGUGUAAUUGUUUAUUUACCUUUACCUCGGAAGAAAAGGAAAUCAAAUUCAGUGUAUUUAUAAAAUGAAAUUCUUCGUUCCAAGUUCUUUUGGCAAGAAUGCCGAUGCUGUUAAAUUUAAACCCACUGCCCAAAGUGACACCAGUGCCAGUGGAAAAAUGAAGAAAAACAAGAAAAAGAAAAACAAAGCAAAACCCAAAAGUGAAGUCACUGGAAGAGGCCCACUUGCACCACCUAUGCCAAUGGAAUCCGACGAUGAUGAAACAAUGACUACAGUGAGAAGAGUUAAGGAAGGAAAAGUCGACAAGAAAAAGAAUAAUAAAAAGCAGAAACAACAACAAAAACAAAUUAAGCCAACUCCGGCCUUAUUGGAGGCAGCCAAGGAAUCAUUGUUAGAAGAUGCCGAAGAAAAACAAUCCACAUCUAUGGGGGCUGCUGGCGGUGUAAGUGCCUUCGAGGCCAAGUUGAAGGAACAGCUAAUGGGUGGACGAUUUCGUUUUCUCAACGAACAGCUGUACACCAUGAACAGCAAGAAGGCCGAACAACUUUUCAAAUCAGAUCCAGAGGCCUUUAAAGCAUAUCACGACGGUUAUCGGCACCAAGUCGAAAAAUGGCCAUUAAAUCCAUUGAAUCGUAUUAUUAAAAUGGUUAAGAAACUACCCAAGUCCUUGGAGAUUGGUGACUUUGGUUGUGGUGAGGGCAUGCUGGCAAAAUCUGUACCCCACAAAGUAUACUCCAUGGAUUUGGUUAGUUGUCGCGACGAUAUAAUUUCCUGUGAUAUGGCCAAUACACCGCUAAAUACCCAAUCUUUGGAUGUUGCUGUGUAUUGUUUGUCUUUGAUGGGUACAAAUCUAAAAGAUUACCUUUUGGAGGCGAAUCGUGUUCUGAAAAUGGAUGGCCUGAUGUAUGUGGCUGAGAUUCAAUCACGUUUCGAUAAUGUCAAAGAUUUUGUACGGAAGCUAGACUCCUUUGGUUUUACGUUGCUUAAUCAAGAUGUUGGACAAAAGGUUUUCUACUUUUUCCAAUUCAAAAAAGUUCGCAAUGUUGGCAAGGUGGCCAAUGUGCCAGCGUUGCAGCUGAAACCAUGUUUGUACAGGAAACGAUAAACCUGUACGCCGUGCAAUUGGAUUACAUUAUAAAGACUAAUUUAGAAAAUAAAUAGAGAGUUAAAGAAAACAAUAAUGUCUUAUCUCUUGCUUUUAAUAUAUAAGCUAUUUAAAA
This is a messenger RNA of Musca domestica (house fly), 1334 nucleotides long. Its product is annotated as ribosomal RNA-processing protein 8-like. The record is from RefSeq and is a predicted model, not a curated record. Gene Ontology annotation, biological process: cellular response to glucose starvation; regulation of transcription by glucose; rDNA heterochromatin formation. Bases 179 to 1219 code for a protein of 346 amino acids. The transcript is spliced from 2 exons. Gene Ontology annotation, molecular function: methyltransferase activity. Lineage: Eukaryota; Metazoa; Arthropoda; Insecta; Diptera; Muscidae. Gene Ontology annotation, cellular component: rDNA heterochromatin; chromatin silencing complex; nucleolus.